Molecule: messenger RNA, 891 nt
Organism: Lindgomyces ingoldianus
Lineage: Eukaryota; Fungi; Ascomycota; Dothideomycetes; Pleosporales; Lindgomycetaceae
Product: PQ loop repeat protein
Exons: 4
Coding region: 1-891 (296 amino acids)
Source: RefSeq, a predicted model, not a curated record
AUGGAUAACCCGGUUGCGGCGAAUGUAUUGGGGACCAUGGGCGCGGUAGGUAUAGUGUGCUGGUCUGUCCAGUUGAUACCCCAGAUCAUAAUAAAUUGGCGACGACACAAUGCCACCGGCCUGCAACCGACCAUGAUGAUGCUCUGGGCUUGGGCUGGCGUGCCGCUAGGCGUGUACAACAUCGUGGAGGACUUCAAUGUCGCGCUCCGGAUCCAGCCGCAGAUAUUAACCUUCUUGAGCUUGGCCACUUGGAUUCAGUGCUACUACUAUGAACGAAAGUGGACCGUUCUCCGCGCCCUCGUUGUCGUAACUCCGAUCGCCGUCUUCAUGGGUGGAAUCCAAGUUGCUCUUGUAUUCUCAUUGAGAAUCGCGAAACAUCAACAUCUGCAAUGGCCGUUGACCCUCAUGGCGGUGCUUUCAGCUGUACUGCUAGCUGCUGGGGUGCUUCGACACUAUUGGGACAUCUAUAUCCACCGCACAGUUCGCGGUAUCUCGUUCAUAUUCGUGGGCAUUGAUGCGAUGGGCGAUCUGACAUCUUUAGUCUCGGUCCUCUUUCAGCCUACAUUUGAUGUUCUCGGACUCGUCAUCUAUGGUAGUGAAUUAAUCCUUUGGAUUGGCGUCUUCGCCUGUGGAGGGUAUUACAAUUUCGUCCCAUGGGUGUGCAAGAGGUUGGGAAGGAAAGGAAGAAACGCGGGAAGUGAACAGGCUUCGCCAGUCCCAUCAAGACUUAGCGAUCAUUGGAGUACUAUGGCGGAAGGUGGAGUGCCUAUUGCAUUGCAUGAUUUACCCUCCAGCACGUCCGUUUUUCGAACCCCUUCUGAGCUUGAUGUCGUAAGAGCGCGGACAACGAUAUCCAGAAGAAGCGACAGUGAAGAUGAGGAAAGGGCUUGA